Messenger RNA from Striga hermonthica, 1692 nucleotides. NCBI's taxonomy places the organism in Eukaryota, Viridiplantae, Streptophyta, Magnoliopsida, Lamiales, Orobanchaceae. The record is from the annotation of a GenBank genome assembly.
AUGACCGCUUUUGAUCGGUUGAUAUGUGAGUCCUCUGAUUUCCAGUUCCUCGUAAAUUUUUCUCGUGAUGUUUUUGACUCUCUUUUCAUCUCUCAAUUUGCAGAUACACGUAAUAAUAGCUUACUUAUGGAACUUGCCAAGACGGUUGCUACCAGAGGUUCCAUAUUUCCAGAGAGAGUUGCAAUAAGAGCUGACAAAAAAAGUUACAGUUAUCAUCAGCUGAUAUUAUCCGCUAAGAAGAUCUCUAACUUGUUAAAUGGUGCUAAUUUAAAAUCCGUAAAUGGAGUGGGAGAGAAUAAAUAUCCUAGUGGAGCUCGGGUCGGGAUUGUAGCUAAACCUUCACCGGAAUUUGUUGCCGGAGUACUCGGAACAUGGUUCAGCGGAUGUGUUGCUGUCCCUCUUGCACUUAGCUACCCAGAGGCCGAACUACUUCACGUCAUGAAUGAUUCGGAUAUCGCAAUGAUUUUGAGUACUGAGGAUCAUCUUGAAAUAAUGAAAGCUGUUGCGGCUAAGACUUCUUCUCUAUUAUCCAUUCUUGCCCCUGUUCCAGACAUAGUGGCAAACUCCAAUGAGAUUGAUCCCAUGAAAAACGGAGAAAUCGAUAAAAAUGAAAAUUAUCUGGAGACAAGAGGAGAUGACCCAGCAUUAAUCAUAUAUACAAGUGGCACUACCGGAAAACCUAAAGGAGUUGUGCACACACAUAAAGGUGUCUUAGCACAGGUUCAAAUGCUUACUGAAGCAUGGGGUUACACGUCGACUGAUCAGUUCUUGCACUGCCUGCCGCUACAUCAUAUCCUCAAAAGGCAUGCUUUCUGCUUAAGGUUGCUAUGUUUAAUUAAAUACUUGUUUUAUAAAAAGGUUGAGUUCAUGCCUAAAUUCAGCGUGAGGGGAAUCUGGCAGAGAUGGAGAGAAUCUUAUCCAGAGGACCAAACUAAAACAGAUGAUGCUAUUACUGUGUUCACAGGAGUCCCGACCAUAUACUCACGUUUAAUACAAGGGUAUGAAGCUAUGGAUCCUGAAACAAAAGCUGUUUCUACUGCAGCUGCCAAGCAGUUACGGCUCAUGAUGUGUGGCUCGUCUGCUCUCCCUCUUCCAGUUAUGCAACAAUGGGAAGCUAUCACCGGGCACGUGCUUCUAGAACGAUAUGGCAUGACCGAGUUUGUCAUGGCAAUAUCAAACCCGUUAAAUGGCAAGCGUAAAGGAGCUACAGUUGGCAAGCCACUUCCUGGUGUGGAGGCCAAGAUAAUUGCAGAAGACGGUAAUGUGGAGGUAGGUGAGCUUUGCAUCAAAAGCCCUUCAUUGUUCAAGGAAUACUGGAAGCUUCCGGAGGUGACUAAGGAGUCAUUUAUCGAUGGUGGGUUCUUCAAAACUGGAGAUGCAGCUCGGGUGGAUGAAGAUGGAUACUAUGUCAUAUUGGGACGUACUAAUGCUGAUAUUAUGAAGGUUGGGGGAUAUAAAUUAUCUGCUCUGGAAAUCGAAGCAGUUCUUUUAGAGGAUAGAAAAAUCCCGAUCCCCAUCCUUAGUUUGACUCCGAGAUUGACUUUCUUGCCGGCUAGCUUCGAGGCGAGAGGUAGGAUCGCGCGGUCGUACAAAAUGAUCCAUAGGGUUAGGGUUACAAUGUCGAACAUGCCGAACGAGCUAGCCGGGAUUUCGAAGCAUCAUGUGAUGUGGCGGUCCAUCGAGCUGGCUUGA